AUGGCUCAUGUAUGGACCGAGUCGAUGGAGAGAAAGGCCAUAUGCAUCAGAGCAUGGGGUGAGAACACGAGCAUCGACCCGAGCGACACGCCGGAGAAUAUGGGCAAGUUCCUCCAGACACUCCAGCUUGCGCUGAACGGUAUGGAAUCUGGGAAAGAUGAAGCUACGGUUACCCUCUCCCCAGGCCCUUUGAAUGACGCGGGGGAGGAUGGCUUACAGUUAGUCGCCACAUGCCCACUUCCUGGCUUUGAGCCUCUCAAAUGGCCAUUUUAUCUCAAGAAAUCCUCUUCGGUUACUCUCACAAACGACUUCGCAAUCCCUCUUGUUGAGAAUCUAUACUCCAAGAGUCGUCAGGUCGACAUGCUCAUACAGGCGUUGAAGCAUAAAGACCAUGUGAUUGCCAAGCUCUCCGACAAGCUUGAAGCUACCGGCACCGGCUUGGAGCAUGUAUUCACCGCGCUUUCAGGCCGCAAAAAGGUGACCCGAGAGGCGGCAGAUGGCAAGAUCAGAGGUCUGGCCCCGUUCAAUGAACGCAAGAUGCACGAUGAUCUUCAAAACGACGCCGAUCAACCCUGUGACGUGAUAGAUCUAGUAUCAAGAGUAUUUGGCGGCAGGGCUGCGUUAUCUGAUAUGUCGAUGAACUUUGCAUCAGGAAGCCAAGAAGGCUGGUGGCGUGGCUUCAGUAGCACAUCAAGUCUACCGCAUCGCGCUGCUCCCGCAACCGAGGCCCAGGCUGUAGCGCCAGCUGACACUGCGGUGCCAUCCUCACCCCCAGAUGCCAACGAUAUGACGAUGAGGGAAGAGGAUGACGAUGAUGGUGACGACGAGUUCCAGGUUCAGUCAACCCCGCCACGCCUCAAGCCAAAGAAGGGCGAGGCUCGGUCGAAUGACGCUACAUUGUCAAACCAAGAGUCGCCUUCAAGAGCCGUCAAGGAGUGGCACAAGUCUUCUCAGGAGCCGAAGAGAAUCGGCCGCAUCGGCGCAUCAGGGGGCAAGAAACAGGUACCACUACCCUCGCCUCCUCCCAAGGCAGCCAGCCCUCCUCCGUCGCGCCCUGUCACCAAAGCAGCCGCGGAAGGUGGUGACGACGACGAGACCGCCUCAGAGACAGCCAGUGACGUCGACGAGACCGCGUCUCUCCCCGACGAAUCCACCGCCCCGUUUCCCCCCCCUCCAGCCAAGGCAUCGCCAGCAAAGAAGAGCGGUCUGGGCCGCAUCGGAGGCAAGGCGAAAACGUCGCUGCAUGAUAAUGCAAAGACAGCAGCGCAUGCUGACGACACACCUCCUGCAGCAGCAGCAGCAGCAGAAGGAGAAAAAGCAAAGGGGGAGGCCGGGUCUGUGGUAACAGGGCCACAGAAGAGGCUGGGUGUCAUCGGGAAGCGGAUUGGGGGCACCAAGGGCGGCGACGACGACGUGCAGCGCGGUCGUACAGCCGCUCGCGGUGCGUCGGCGGCGGAGGCUGGGACGCAGAGGAAGCAGGAGACGUCGCAGGAGCGCGCGGACAGGAAGCGGGAGGAGCUGAAGCGGGAGCUGGAGAAGAAGGCGGCGGCCGGACCGGCGAAGAAGAAGAGGAGGUUCUGA
Messenger RNA from Cordyceps fumosorosea ARSEF 2679, 1581 nucleotides. Its product is annotated as XLF family protein. Gene Ontology annotation, biological process: double-strand break repair via nonhomologous end joining. Bases 1 to 1581 code for a protein of 526 amino acids. The record is from RefSeq and is a predicted model, not a curated record. Gene Ontology annotation, cellular component: DNA ligase IV complex; nucleus. The transcript has a single exon. Lineage: Eukaryota; Fungi; Ascomycota; Sordariomycetes; Hypocreales; Cordycipitaceae. Gene Ontology annotation, molecular function: DNA end binding.